Messenger RNA from Liolophura sinensis, 5613 nucleotides. Its product is annotated as 3'-5' RNA helicase YTHDC2-like. The transcript has 36 exons. Lineage: Eukaryota; Metazoa; Mollusca; Polyplacophora; Chitonida; Chitonidae. Bases 2 to 4945 code for a protein of 1647 amino acids. The record is from RefSeq and is a predicted model, not a curated record. Gene Ontology annotation, cellular component: intracellular anatomical structure. Gene Ontology annotation, molecular function: helicase activity; protein binding; ATP binding.
AAUGGCGGCGCGAGGACGGUUUGUCAAGCAGCCGAACUAUGCCGGUGGACACAGAGUAUCUACGGACGACGGCUCAAGACACUCCAAUUCUCCGUUUGGAAGAUUCUCUGGACGUUCAUCACAAGGCAGAUCUACUCAGAAUUCUCCAUUCACUGGACAGCAAAGCUCAGGUCAGAGAUCAAAUCCAUCCCCAAGGAGUUACCCUGGUCAGCAUCAAGAUCGUGGACCCAGACUGACUGAAGAUGUCUGUGUUGGGGAGGAGGUUAAGAUUGGGGUUAACCUGGCCAUUACUCGCUUCAGGAAUGACGAAAAUGUCAAAGAGCUUGAAUUUCCCUCUUCCCUGACGGCUACAGAGAGGGCCUACAUUCACCGCCUAGUAGUGUCCAUGGGUCUGAAGAGCAAAAGUAAAGGCAAAGGGACAAAUCGUUACAUCACUGUUUCUAAGAAAACAGGCAAUCAGGGUUGUAGCAAAGAUGCUGCAUUUCAGCUGGUGGGCCAUUCUCGACAUCAGAUUCAUACCUUGCUGCAGAGAUUUCCUCUGACAAAUAAGGAAAGACAGGAGUUGCAGCCACGAGCAGAGAGAGGACAGUUUUCAAGAGAAUUAAACAAGACAACCACAGGGAGACUCAACAAUGGAGUGUCCCAAGUUCCACCUAAGAGAGGGGAGUCAGAAUUGUCAAGCUUCAGGGAGACCUUGCCCAUUUAUGUUCAAGGGGGUGAAAUAUUGGAGGCUAUCAAUAAUAAUCCAGUUGUGUUAGUAUCAGGAGAGACAGGCUCCGGUAAAACCACACAGGUUCCCCAGCUGAUCUUGGAUGACUGCUAUGCCAAGGGUAAACCCUGCAGGAUAUUCUGUACACAACCCCGGCGUAUCGCAGCCUUGACCGUGGCAGAGCGGGUGGCAGCAGAGAGAGGGGAGAAGAUUGGACAGACUGUCGGGUAUCAGAUCCGUCUUGAAAGCAAAGUGUCCCCAAAGACUUUGUUGACUUUCUGCACUAAUGGGGUACUGUUACGCACACUCAUGGGCAGUGACAACGCCCUGGGCACAGUCACUCAUGUUAUUGUGGAUGAGGUUCAUGAGCGGGACAGGUUCAGUGACUUCCUCCUGAUUUCCCUGCGUGACCUCAUGGGGAGGUUCAGGAACCUCAAGGUCAUCCUGAUGAGUGCUGCUCUCAAUCUCCAGCUGUUUGUCCAGUAUUUCAACAACUGCCCUGUUGUGUCCAUCCCUGGUAAUCUGUUUGAUGUACAGGAGUAUUUUCUUGAAGAUGUCCUCAAAUGGACUAAGUAUAGUAACAAGAAGAUGCAAGCCUACUUAGCAAACCUUGGAAAGGUUGAACAACAACAGCAGCAGUUGAACGAGUGGUGUGCUUACCCUCCUGUUGGCACCGAGACUGGAGUGUCAAGCUCUGACCAUCACAUGGACAGGAAUCCUAUAGGCACAGGAGAGCUAGGUCAGGAGAAAGAGGAGCUAGAACCAUGGCUUGUAAAGGAAAUGGAUGACAUCAUGAGUGACAUUUGGCUCAAUGGCAGUGAGGAAGGCUUCUCACAGAUCUUCCACUUUGUGGUAAACGAUGGCGUCAGCGUUGACUACAGCCACUCAGGGACUACAGCCACACCUCUGAUGACAGCUGCUGCCAGGGGCUUUACAGAGAUUGUGGAACAGCUCCUCAACCUGGGUGCUAAUGUGAAUGCACGGGCUUCUAACGGCUGGACGGCGCUGGACUUUGCCAAGAAAUUCUCACAGGAGGAUGUGAUAGAACUACUUCAGGCAUACAUAGCUGCAGGGGAAGAGGGUGACUUGGAGGGGGUAUCGGAUUACGCUCAAAGACCAGACACAAGUGAACUGUCACAACAAGACCGCAACCUGUUGGCAGCAUACCAUGGGUGCUUCGAUGAUGACAAAGUUGACAUUGAGCUUGUAACGGCUUUGGUUCAUAAGAUCCAUUUAUCACAACCAGAAGGUGCAAUUCUGAUAUUUCUACCAGGAUAUGAUGACAUAGUAUCUCUCAGAGAGUCCAUAAAUGAGGACAAACGUUUUGAGCAUUCAAGGUACAUUUUGUUUGUGUUGCACUCUGCCAUGCAGUCUUCAGACCAGAAACGUGUAUUUAGACCUGCUCCUCCUGGGGUGCGCAAAAUCAUCCUGGCCACUAACAUAGCAGAGACAAGUAUCACCAUCAAUGAUGUGGUGUAUGUGGUGAACUCUGGCAAAGUCAAAGAGAAAUCAUUUGAUGCCUUAACUGGUGCUGUGAUGCUGAAAAGCUGCUGGAUUUCUAAGGCCAGUGCCAAACAAAGGAAGGGCAGGGCUGGGAGAUGUCGUCCGGGGGUGUGUUAUAACAUGUUCAGCAGUGUCCGGUUUCGCAACAUGAUGGAGUACACAAUGCCUGAAAUCAUGAGAUAUCCAUUACAGGAGCUGUGUCUACACACCAAGUUGCUGACAGCUCCACAUGUCUCUGUGGCUGACUUCCUCAGUAAAGCCCCAGAAGCCCCGGCAUUCAUCAUCAUCAGAAACGCAGUGCAACUUCUCAAGCAAAUAGAUGCAUUUGAUCCAUGUGAAGAUCUGACAGAGUUGGGCCACCACCUGACAGACCUGCCUCUGGAGCCUCAGCUGGGCAAGAUGGUGCUCUACUCUGUGGUGCUCAAGUGUCUGGACCCUGUCCUUACCAUAGCCUGUACCCUGGCUUACAAGGAUCCAUUCCUCUUACCAAGCCAACCAUACCAAAAGAGAGCAGCAUCAGCAGCCAGACAACGGUUUGCUGCUGGCACUUACAGCGAUCACAUGACAUACCUGAGGGCUUUUCAGGCCUGGCAGAAGGCUCGCUCUGAUGGCUGGGAGAGGGCAUUCUGUGAGAAAAACUUUCUCUCUUCUGCUACUUUGGAGAUGAUAGUAGGAAUGAGGACACAGCUGUUGGGUCAGCUGAGGGCGUCAGGGUUUGUGAGGGCUCGGGGAGGAGGUGACAUACGGGACCUGAACACAAACUCUGAGAACUGGGCAGUGGUGAAGGCAGCCCUCUCUGCUGGCUGCUACCCCAACCUGGUCAGGGUGGACAGGGAGAGGAAAGUACUGGUCACUAAGACAACAGACAAAGUUAGGAUUCACAACACCUCUGUCAUGUCAAGUUUAAGUCCUGCCUCCUCAGAGAAUGUGGCUAAGAUGACGCGUAUACUACCUUCUGAUUGGCUGAUAUAUGAAGAGAUGAGUCACGGUGUGAGGCUGGCAUGUGCGCGCUGCUGUACCCUGGUGUCACCCAUAACUGUGUCACUCUUCUCGGGUCCGGCUAAGCUGCCUUCUGACACACUGAGAGAUCCCUCCAGUGCACAAGAUUUCAUGGUGUGCUGGAUGCCCCCUGACAAUGCCAGUGACAGUGAGAGUGAGGAUAAAGAGGAUGAGAGGAAAGCUUCCCUGAAACUUGAUGACUGGGUGGCCUUCAAGCUUGACCCUGAGGCUCUGAACCUUGUUCUUAACCUACGACAGAAGUGGCAUGCUUUGUUCUUCAGACGGAUGAGAACGCCAUCUAAACCCUGGUCCCAGAUUGAUGAGGCUGUGCUGCGUGCUGUUAUAAGUGUGCUGACAACAGAAGAACAAGCCAUGGGUUUACAGCAACCGGUCGGCAUUGGCCAGAGACCCGAGACCUAUGGGCUAACAGACAAUUGCAGUAAAAACAUUUUUGGUGGAGCUUCUGAGCCAUUCAACUCUGGUGGAGGGAGGUUUGAUUAUGAGGAUUACUAUGAGAACAGGGGAAAUAACCGUAUGAGGAAAAGUCCGGCAACAACCCCCAGGAGGUCCCCAAAUUUCGCACUUUGUGCUCAUUAUCAGCACCAGUUUGAACCAUGCAGUAUUUCAACCGAGGGCCGACUGAUGAUACAGCAGGCUUCAAAUCAGCAGGGGGAAGUAAGUGCGGGGGAAAUUCUCCAGGCUCUGGGUAACAAUAGUGCUUCGACCAGUCAGAGAGGAAGUGCCUCUAGUACCCCAUGCCCCAGCCCGAGGCCAUCCUCUCCAUUACAGGCCUGGGACAAGGACCCGGGGGCCAUGUCGCCCCAUCCCUGUCGCUUCUUUGUCAUGAAGUGUCAGAAUCAGAAGAGACUAGAUAUGGCCAUCAGUAAAGGCACUUGGUCAUCGUCAGCUUACAUUGAAAAGAAAGUGGCCAAAGCCUUUGAGGGUGGGAAGACGAUAUACCUGAUCUUCUCUAUCCAGGGUAGUAACCACUUCCAGGGCUAUGCCAAAAUAAGUCAUCUCAUAAGCCUUAAGGAGAAGAACAAUCCAGCAACAUACAGUGGAAGGUUUGGACUUGAAUGGGUGAAAAGGGGCAAUGUCUCGUAUCAAGCAACAGGCCACUUUGUGAACUCUUGGGAUAAGAACAGGAGUGUCAGAGACAGCAAGGAUGGUCAGGAAUUGGAGCCUAAUGUUGGUGAGACCCUCAUAAGAUUGUGGGAUACGACACCUCAGCCAGCUAAAAGUUCCCAGUCUCCAGGGAGACAUCUGGGGGCAGGAGAUGGCCCUAACCAGGGACAUAGAGGCAUCCCAGGUACAACUAAACAGGAUCCAUUCUCAGGUAUGAAGCCUCAGUCCCCUGGGCACGUGACAGGACAGUCUGGAGAUCACAAGCGCAGCUCCCAACCUGGUGAGUACCCUCAGUCCCCAGCCUCUGUCCCCAUCCACGGCUCCCAGGUGUUUACUAGCCCUGAGGGGAGACGUCAUGCUGGGGUGGAGCCAUCAGGUGCUAGCCCCAGGUUUGUCACACCUGUAAUCUCACAAUCCUCAUCAGGCACCCGUGGUAAUGCCCCGCUGACGAUACUACAGAGAGGUUCUAAUGCCAGCCAGAGUCAGCUGCCUCACAGAGAACAACUACAACAACAGCACCAGCAGCAGCAUCAAACCAAAUCUAUGCCGGGUUCCUACCCUAACACUAGCCCUGGUGCCUACCAACCCUCACAUCACAGGCAACAGUAGGAACAGCGCUAAUGCAGGCUGGCUCAUCCUUUCUGUUCUGAAAGUGGAAGAUUCAUGACUGAACAAUUCCAAAGAAAGCAAAAACAUUAAGACCCUUUAAAUUCUUCUUUCUUAAAUGCUCCAGAGUUUGUAAAAAUGAUUUUUUUCUUGAAUAUUGCAAUGAUUUUUUGCAUAAAACUUUCUUUGACAUCUGGGAAAAUUAUGUUUGUGGCAAACGUGUUCAAUGUACGUAUUGCUGGACUAAAAUCUUCACAUUUCAGUGAAAAUACCAGUGUUAUCAAAGCUGGAUUAAACUUAAACCCAGUUUGAUUUGAAUAUUUAUUUUCAUUCCCUGGUGACUCAGAUGGUGACAACAUAUGCGCAAGCACAAAGAAAUAAAAAUAAAAUCAAUUGCAGAGUUUGAAAUUUAAAAGUUUGGUUUAAGUUGAAUACAGUGAUGCAAGCUUAGGCCAAGAUUUCAGGGUGGAAUUUAUCUGUGUGUUCUGGAACAAUUUGAGGUCAUGUUUAUAUAGUAUUGAAAGGACUGGAGAAGAACGUGUCAGAUUACAACAUAUAUGUAUGCACUGUAUUUAUUUCACAAGAUUGGUCAGUCACCUAUUUACAUUGCUUGUGUCAGAAAUGUUACUACAAAUUACUAUACAAACUGAAUUAUCCGGGUAUAUAUAUAU